Molecule: messenger RNA, 1630 nt
Organism: Cyprinodon tularosa
Lineage: Eukaryota; Metazoa; Chordata; Actinopteri; Cyprinodontiformes; Cyprinodontidae
Product: olfactory receptor 146-like
Exons: 2
Coding region: 69-1064 (331 amino acids)
Biological process (GO): G protein-coupled receptor signaling pathway
Cellular component (GO): membrane
Molecular function (GO): G protein-coupled receptor activity; olfactory receptor activity
Source: RefSeq, a predicted model, not a curated record
GACCAUGAGGUUGACGUCAACCCUCUGAGGAACCAUUGUCUUUAUAAAAUGACAGACACUCAGGUCUGAUGCCACAUGGUCCAACAGGUAAUGAGGAGCAAGAUAGAAAACCCAGCCUGAUGGACAAUUCCUCCUUCAACAGCUUUACCCUGCAGAUAGAAGGGAUCAAAGUCACACCAGCUUCCAUGUAUCCACUCUUCUUCCUCUUCCUCUUCCUCUACCUGUUUAUAUUGACUUCUAAUCUGGGUAUUAUAACUCUGAUUCUGGUUGAUAAAAGACUCCAUCACCCUAUGUACCUGCUUUUCUGUAACCUUCCAGUUAACGAUAUUAUUGGUAACACCUACUUGCUUCCUCGUCUAAUCUCAGACAUCUUAUUGCCUCAGUCUGAACGCCUAAUCAGCUAUUAUGAGUGUGUGGUCCAGGCUUUCUUCUCACAUAUUUUUGGCACCUCCGCCCAUACAGUGCUGAUGAUCAUGGCCUUCGACAGGUACAUGGCCAUCUGUAACCCUCUGCGUUACUCUGCCAUCAUGACCAAAAGAAUGGUGCUGAAGCUAACCGCCUCAGCCUGGGGGACAGCCUUUGUUCUGGUUGGGAUUCUGCUGGGUCUGACUAUAAGGCUGAACCGAUGCAGGACUUUAAUCGUUAAUCCGUACUGUGACAACGCCUCCUUGUUUAAGCUCUCCUGUGAGAGUGUGGUAAUCAAUAACAUCUAUGGCCUGACCUUUACGGUGGUCCUUCUGACCUCCUCCAUAGGCAGCAUUGUCCUCACUUACACCAAGAUCACCUUGGUGUGUCUGACCAGCAGGAACCGGUCUCUGAACAGGAAGGCCCUGAAGACCUGCAGCACCCACUUGUCUGUCUAUAUGAUCAUGUUUAUCUGUGGGAAGGUCAACAUCCUGUUGCAUCGGUUUCCCCAGUACCUCCACUACAGGAAUAUUUCUGCUAUCAUGUUCCACAUUGUUCCCAGCAGCCUGAACCCCAUCAUUUAUGGAACACAGUCUAACGAGAUCAGACAAUUCCUGUCAAAGCUGGUCCGGUCCAGGAAGAUUCUGUCUUCCCAAUAAUGGAUAUCUGAAAAGAACACAGGUCAACUCUUGGUUCUGUUUCCAACAUUUACUCUAUCGACCAAAAAUAAGUUUUUUGGGGGGCAUCGGAUACAGACUAAAUAGACUAAAAUAAAAAGAAAAAAAUCUUCUGCUGAAGUUUUCACCAGAGCUGGAUUAGAUCUCUACAUCAUUGUGAUGGGGAAAAAUAAAUAUAUUACCCCUGAUCCUGUUAGGCCUCUAGUUCAUAACUGUGAUUGUGAGCUUGUUUUGAUUUAUUACACUAAAGUAUUCAUUCAGGCCAUCUCUCCCCGCAAGGCUACAGUGUCUGAGUGAGAGGGGUUAUUUAGUACUAUUAGGGACUGUUUGGAUUAGAGGUCAGGCUGCUUCAUAUUCAAGGUUUAUUUAACAUGUCACUGUUUUCUUUAAAUGUCUGUAACUUGUUUUAAAUAACUGUAUGUGGAGACCUUCACAGCUCUUUGCAGACUUUGAGUAAGUUAGAAAAUUCUUGUCUAGAUCUGAACAGACAAAGGAAAUUGGAAAAGAUAUAUCUCUUCUCCCAUGUAAGGAUUAAUAAAUGUUGCUUG